AUGAUGUAUUUGAGGGUUACUGGCUCAGCCACUGCUGCUAUUAAAGAAGAAGUAACAAACGCCCUCCUCCAUACAUUUAAACCACCUCUAUUCAAACAAUCAGAAGAAAAAGAACAAUUACCGUUAUUUCAUGUUCUUAUGGAGUCCAAUAAUGCCCCCCUCACCUCACCAGGAGAAACCCCAUAUGAUUAUCGCUUUAUAUGGACUGAAAAGAGUACCAUUGAUGAAGUUAUCACAGAUGUGUGGACUCUUAUAAAAGAUCAAACACAUCACUUUACCUCCACACGUGGAGAAAAUAAAAAUGAACCUCUUACAUUCCUUACAGUUGUACGUGAUGGUUUAGCUCCCGAUGGGGGUCUUUUCAAUAUGUGCCGUAUUCCACAAAUGCCUCUUUCCCAACUGGAGUAUAUCUGCACAACGUCAAUCCUUACAUACAUGGAAGUGGCGCAGUGUGUGUUGGAGCGUCUGGUGGACAGAAGUGUGGAGCCACAACAACUGCAAAGAGUCCUCACAGAGGCUUAUGAUUCUUCUCGCUGGAGUCAACUCAUAGAUGUAUGUCCCAUCACGAAAUUGAUUUCUAAUAAUAAUAAUAGUAAUAAUAAUAAUAAUAAUAAUAAUAAUAAUAAGAAUAAGAAUGCGGGGGACUCCUUUUGGAGUGAUAUGUGGAUUUUAGAACUCUAUCAUGGUCCAACUGCGGCAUUUAAAGACUUUGCUUUGCAGUUAUUUCCCCGUUAUUUCGAUCUCGCUGUGCAAGCGGAUCAUAACAGUGAUGAGAUGCCAUUAUAUAUUAUUCUCGCUGCUACUUCUGGGGAUACGGGUGUAGCGGCAAUUAGUGGAUUUGUAAAUGCCGGCAGUCCUACACGUGUGAUGGUGCUUUAUCCACUUCAUGGGGUUUCACCCGUUCAGCAAAUGCAAAUGCUUUCUUAUGAUAAUGGCACUUCUGUGCGUGUAUUUGGUGUGGAGGCUGAUUUUGAUUUUUGUCAACAUACAGUAAAGAAACUUUUCUCUGAUCGUAACUUAGCAGAAGAACUCUGGUCAAAGGCUCAUGUGCGUUUAUCAUCAGCGAAUAGUAUUAAUUGGGGUCGUUUAAUUCCACAAGUGGCGUAUUACUUCUGGGCCUAUCGUCGACUUGUACAAGAGCAACAAGUACGAUAUAAUGAUAAACUGGAUAUUGUGGUGCCUUGUGGAAACUUUGGUAAUAUUCUUGCCGCUCUAUUUGCAAAGUUAAUGGGACUUCCUCUUGGCACACUUGUAGUGGCUUCUAAUUGUAAUGAUGUAUUGCAUGAGUUUGUGCAAACUGGACAUUAUGAUAUUCGUCAUCGACAUUUAACAUUAACGGCAUCACCGUCUAUUGAUAUAUUAAAAGCUUCUAAUGUGGAACGACUUCUUUAUCUACUUUCAGAUGGAAAUACAAACUUUGUGCGGGAACAAAUGCAAAGAUUAGAGACGGAAAAACACUUUACAUUACAAGGAGAUGUAUUAAAACGUUUGCAAGAAACUUUUUGGUCAGCCCACUGUAGUGAGAAGGAGUGUGCAGCCACUAUUAAAGAAGUGUAUGAGGCUUCCGGUAGAUUGCUGGAUCCACACACCGCUGUGGCCGUCUUUGCCGCCAAACAAUAUCGUCAAUUUCAAAGAAAACACAAUAACAAUAAUAAUAAUAAUAAUAAUAAUAAUAAUAAUAAUAAUAAUAACACGAUAUCAUCAGAAGGUCCACCACUUGUUAUUGCAAGUACGGCGCAUUGGGCGAAAUUCCCUGGACCUGUUCUGCAUGCACUCCGCGGUGAAGAUAUGGCCGACUCCACGGCAAUGGAAGAAAAAGAAAAAGAAGGCGUCAAUCCAGCACGAGCCUGCAGGGCAUUGUAUGAUGCUAUUCUCACACGAUGCCCUAAUGUGACGAUUCAUCCCGCUUUGAAUAGUGCACUUGCAGCCGCAGAAACCAAAGGGAACUCCGCCCGCACGGUUGAGGCGAAUAUCUCAUCUAUUAAAGAGGAACUUCUCACAUUUGUUUCUACCUUUUGGGGUAAGAUGUGA
Trypanosoma theileri is the source of this 2031-nucleotide messenger RNA. RefSeq names its product threonine synthase. The coding region runs from base 1 to 2031 and encodes 676 amino acids. The transcript has a single exon. Gene Ontology annotation, cellular component: cytoplasm. Lineage: Eukaryota; Euglenozoa; Kinetoplastea; Trypanosomatida; Trypanosomatidae. The record is from RefSeq and is a predicted model, not a curated record.